AUGGAUGAAACAUACGAUUUGAUUUUUUUGGAUUCUUUCUCACACGACAAUUCGGAGGAUUUAAAUUUGGACCUGGUUCAGUUUUCUAACUCAGUCAUUAUCCAAGAAGUAAGAAUUAUUCCAAAUAAACUGAAAGUUUUGGUUGAUUUUCCUGGAAAAGUUACUUAUGGGUGUACAACACCUUCCUCUUUCAAAGUGGAGUUUUAUGUGAACAACCUUAGUAAGCCAAAUGCCUCAACUUUUGAAAAGAUUGGCAUAUUAGAUUAUCAUGAGAAUGGUGAAUAUGUUAUAAAGUCUGAUCAAAAGAAAUUGACAGACGGAUUGAUAAUAAAAGGCUGGUAUCAGAACAUAACACUUGCCAUAUAUGGCACGUUGACAUCAUUGAAUCAAAGCACCACCUCUCCUCCACCCACGUCUGCCUUCAAAGCCAAGCAGCAAGUGGUCUGUCAAGCAGUUCAGUCGAGCAGUCCGAAAGACAUCCCGCUGGAGCACAAGGGAUCCGUGAAGGACCCGCGAGAUAAUCACGAUCGACUGGAAGGCGUCUUCAAAAUGCCCGAAAAGAAAGAUAAAGUUUCACGAAAAACAAGCGCAUCUGCUGAGAAUAACGCUCGUGGUAAGAAGAGAGAACUGGUAGGAGAUGUGAUGGGAGGAGUGCAGCACAAGAAAUGCAGGUCUUCAUCGCCGAACAUUUAUUUCGAUGACGAGGAGGAUGUCACAGAGCCAGGAGAGAUAGCAGAUGGCUGUGACGUGGUUGAUGAAAACAUGGACAUAUAUGGAGCAUUAUCUGACGGAGAGAUCCCUGAGAAUGAUGGCGAGUACUCUCAAAUUUCAUCUGACGAGAACAACUUGCAAUAUGUCAGCUGCUUGCCCCAGGAGGUGGAGUUAGGAGACUGGGAGGGAGUUGAUGAUGGCACGUGGACUUACGGAUCCAUAUCAAGUUUUAAUCCUUAUCAGUGUGAACUUGCCUCUCUUGAAACUUUUGCAGACCCUUCAUUGACAGAAUUUGAGAAGGAAAAAUUGAAAUUACUGAGCGGUGAAGUUGUACUGGAUGAGAUUGAGGACGAACAAAUGCCAGCAUCGUCGUUGUUCAUCUUGAAUUUCAUCAAACAUCUCAAGCAGGGAGCUCAGCAUGAAUUCAGCUUCGUUGAUUCGCUGGAGUCCUUGCCUGCUCACAUCCUGCCCGGUCUUGUGUUCAUCAGUCAAGCUAAAAAGUUGAAAGAAAAUGUGGAAUAUUUAAUUGACUGGGCAUGUGACAAUUUAGAAAAUGGAUUGAAGGCAAUUUCAUUCAAGAACUUCUCAAUAAAGUACUUGAAAGCCAUCAUCAAACUGCUCGGAUGUCUGUGUACCUGUGACAGUCACAUUGCUGGCAUCAUGAUGGAAAGGAAUGUCCAGCAGAAGCUCCUCAACGCAUACGAUGACAUGUCUCCAUCAAUUUCUCUGCAGUCACUCAUCCUUGCAUCCAUAGACCAAUCUAUUAGAUUCAAAGUAGGACUUGAUGCUUUCAUCCGCAAGCAAUCAACUCAUUCGGAUGGAAAGACCGAAGCAUGCUCUCAAACUCCUUACCAAAGCAUGGUUGGAAUAUUGCUUAAAAAGCAGAAAGUUCACAUUUACGAGGUCCUCUCAAAGUUGUACAAGAAUGUGCUAAACCUUCAGAACAAAUCUGCCAUUGAUGAAUUCAGCAACACCACCACCAACAACAACAACAAUGCAGACGUCGUUAGCGAGGAUAUUGAUAAGAUGGAUGAAGUCGUAUCGGAUGGUUUAUCGAGUGACAUGAAGCAAGCGGAGAAGAAUGUUGCUGCUACAUCUUCCAGCUCGGAGAAGAAGGAUUCCAGUAACGACAACACAAUUGACGAUGAGAUGAGAUUGAUGAAGACCAAUGAUGACGAGAUCAGUGAGGAAGUCAUGAUGAUUGUUGCCUGCUUGGAUGAAGUUCACACCGCCCUACAAAGUCACCAUCAACUGGCACAGCCAGAGCGAUUUGUGAUAUACAAGAGGCAAAAUGCACUCAAUUCCCUCUCUGCACUUAUCCAUAUUUUUGAUACUUGUAACCUGAUAGAGUGCAUAUUCGUGUUGCUGUCAUCUCCACUGACCAACAACAACCCAUCCAUAUUCAUGAGCCUCAAAAACGUCCUCACGUCGCUCACCACCUCGCAUCAAGGGCUGCUUUUUUUGACCUUCAAAUCAGAGGCCACCAAUGGAAUUCUUCGAAUUUUACUCCAAACAUCUGAUUAUUGUCAAGAUGAUGAGAGGGAGUUGAAUGCAGCAAACCAGCUUGGACUCUUCAUGGCCUACCAUCUGCAGACAAUCCAAUACAUUGACCAGCUUAAUGAGUACCACAUAAAAGCUUCGUUGUGUGAGGAUCAGAAUGUCAACGAUACAGCCAUUCUCGCAGUCAUGUUGAACCUGUACUCAAUGACCUUCACCUUCCAAGGAAAAGAGGCAUUGGUCCACGUAUUCACAUCCAAUGAUAACAUCAACACUCUCAUUUCAUUCAUCCAAGCAGAUUCUGGAGAUAAUGAGAAGAAGCAUUCACCUGUCUGCAUAUCAUACGUCCUCUCCAUCGUCCUCAUCAUCGUUCAGCACACAGAUGAAGUGGGGUGGCUGAUUACAAAUUGCAAAACACUCUUGGCUGUCGUUGAACAAGAACUGAAGUCUGGCAAGGCAGAUGAACAGGUGAAGGAACUGUACGACUGGAUAUCUCCAUUGAAAAUCAUCGGAACACAAACAGCGGCGCGUGAAAACUGCCAGACACUUGCUUUGGAGCUACUGACAGCACUGAGGCAGCAUGCCGAUGAUAUGCAAGAUGUUCCUAAAAGCGCUGUCACCAUUUUGAGAGUGCUGAAACAUCUGAGCAUCCAAUCAAAUGAUUGCCAGGAGGUUGACAUGUUCAGAGAAAUUCAAUACAAAGUGGUUUUAAAUAAUUUGUUCGGAGCCAACUGCCUGUCAUUGUUCGGAAGCAUUCUGCUGAAAGUGAAAAACUUAUUGCUGUUGCCAUGGCAGCUGGGGUUUUCAAUGACCCCGACCAGAAAAUGGUUGGUGCUAUCUGUGGUGCAGCCCAUCUUGCUGAUGAUGAGGGCGAUACUGACGCAGCUGAUAUCUCUUAGAGAUACUAAGUUUGCAGACUUGUCAGCACUUGCUGGCUUGUUUGGCAUACAUACAGUCAUGUGUUCAACCUCACAGACGGGAGUGCUCCCACUUGAGUUACAGAAGAUUCAAAAUUUGAUUGUGGACAUCCUGAUGGCUUACACUCAACCAACGAUUAUCGAUUCCGUGAACGAAGAUGAAUCAUUGAAAUUUUUUAUAGUUGGGUCGGAUGGACUUUGGAGCAAGAUGAUUGGAGAAGUUCUGAAGUACACUCUAUCCUUACCGUGCACCUUCCUCAGUGGUCUCAUUCUCAUUUCUGAGCUGUUGCCUUUGCCUCUGCCCUUGCAAGUCAAGCAGGAGAUCACCUCGAAGCAAGUGGAUGAAGUUCUGCUGAUGAGGAAGAGGUGGGCUGUCCAGUUACUGUCGCAUGCAUCUGUCCUGCAUCAAAUCAUUAGAGUCCUCUCUGCGACGACCAUACAGCCAUUGAAUCAACUGUUGAGAAGAGUCUGUUGGCAAAUUGCUGACUUAUCUGCUGCAACGGCUGCCAUCGUUGUCAGUUCACUUAUAGAUAUUUUGAAAGAAAGUAUGGAUCCUUCCAUGGACCAAGCAGCUUCCACGAAAGCUGCCAGCGACAAAGCAACAACCACAAACAUCAAAUGUGAGCAGCCCGAAUGCCAAGCCUCCCCGCGAACUUACAGGAUUUUGAGUCUCAUCUCAUUCCUCGUCAGCCAGCCUGCUAUCAAAUGCUCAUUUCUCUCUUAUUUAAAAUCAAAUGAUGCAGGUGAGAUGUAUGGAGAUGUUAUUGGACGGUUAAUCUCUCUUCUCGACGUAGUGUCCGACCAAUUUGCACACCUGCAAGCUCAAGAGGCAAUUUUGACAAUAUUUCAAAGCUUGUGUGAUUACGAAAUUAGUCUCAUCAUCGAUUCUGAUCUGAAGCUAUCCAACUGCUUGCCGUCGAGGGAGCACAUCAGUCUCAUAUGCCUGGCUCUCCUGAAGCACAUUGGCAAUAGGGAUCACAAAUUUUCGACCAUCCUCCUCUCACUCAGGACAUUAUCUCUCCUUCUUGAACACGAUUACGGCUUCUACUUGGUCAAACGGUAA
This is a messenger RNA of Helobdella robusta, 4188 nucleotides long. RefSeq lists its product as hypothetical. The transcript is spliced from 34 exons. Gene Ontology annotation, molecular function: RNA binding. Gene Ontology annotation, cellular component: RNA N6-methyladenosine methyltransferase complex. Bases 1 to 4188 code for a protein of 1395 amino acids. NCBI's taxonomy places the organism in Eukaryota, Metazoa, Annelida, Clitellata, Rhynchobdellida, Glossiphoniidae. The record is from RefSeq and is a predicted model, not a curated record.